This is a messenger RNA of Ictalurus punctatus (channel catfish), 4332 nucleotides long. RefSeq lists its product as uncharacterized. The coding region runs from base 780 to 1187 and encodes 135 amino acids. NCBI's taxonomy places the organism in Eukaryota, Metazoa, Chordata, Actinopteri, Siluriformes, Ictaluridae. The record is from RefSeq and is a predicted model, not a curated record. The transcript is spliced from 3 exons.
GCUUCUCCUUUCAGCUUUGUCAUGUCUGAAUGCUCUAAAACCGAAAUUAAAUCUCCUCCCUAACACAAGUAAACCGGACUAGCCUGGAACAGCAGACAGCGAUUUAUUUAGUCAUGGCCAGAAACGCAGCCCUUCUCUGUUCGAGCUCCUCCGCGGUGUGUUGACGCAGAUUAGUCCAGAUGGCAGAAGUCAGAAACUGUUCCGCAGAGAGGACAUCCGGUGCUUUAUAGCAACGCUCACAGGCCUGUCUUAGCGAUUUAGAGAAGACAAAGUAGAUGCUUCUCGAAGCAUGGAUGGGACUGUCGUCUUGUUACUGGACGAAAAGAGUAUAAUCUUGCAGGCUUUGGUCUUCCCCGCUGGAUCCUACAGGAAAUGAGGGCUCGGCUAUGGUGAUUCUGCUGCAGCUGCGCGGCUCGUGCUUUGUCGUUUUCAUCUCUCGAGAACGACUCUUAUAGACGCUAACGACCACAUCUGGCUUUUCUUACUUUUUUAAAGGAAUAUACCGUUUACGUCGACAGUAAAAAGGUGGUACUUCAGAUUUGAUCUCUGGGGACAUGAGCUGACUCCAGGCUGGCCUGGCUAUUGUGUUGUGGUCUGUGCAAAAUACUCCCCCCUUCUACAGACACACUCAUACACGUACACACUCAUAGCCACACCUGCACAUACUGACACCUGGUUUUAGCAGCGUGGCGGGCAGUGAGGCUGAGCGUGAUGGCUCAGAGGGGCAGGGCCGUGUGCCUUUGCGCCACAGAGCACUGGUGAGUGUGGGAGUGCUGCUGAUGGCCCUCGGUGUUGUCCUCAUGAUGUUUGCUACAGUGUACACUGUUGCAUUUGGAGCUGCCUUUGCUGCACUUGGCUUUGGUGUUCUCAUCUGGUCCUUCUGCAGAGUGAUGAAGUCCAGCAACCCUAACAUGACCAUCCCAGGUCACUUCCUGCUGACCUCGCGCACGGGCACCCAGUACACAUAUGAGCAAGCCAUCGCUUUGCAGAGGAGGCUGGACAGGAUCCGCAGAGCUUCAGCAGAAGAGCGGCGCUCAGCCCAGAUCUCCCCUCCAAUACUCCCCGGUCUCCACAGCCUACCUGGAACGCCACCUCCCUGGGACAUGGAGCCUCCACCAUCCUAUGAGACUGUCAUGAAGACCACCACACUCCCACAGCCAGCUAUGAUUAUGACUCAGUCGUUCUGACCACUUGAGAACAAUGAUAACCAAUUAGGUGCUAAUGAGAGCUAAGUGCUGAAUCCCAGGCUGUAUGUUUUCAGUAUUUGUUCCAAAUCACUCAGGCAGUUUGAAAACCAUAAGUGGCCAUUAUGAGCUCGUCUGAUUAUAUCCAGUAAGUAGCAUUGCCUCAUCAAUGGCUUCAUGCUAGUUAUAUGACUUUUUAUUACCUAAUAAUACCAAGUAACUUGCAACUUUAAUCCUAUGUGGAAAUGUGUCUACGUUUUUACUCCUUAGAAGUGCCCCUGACAUAGAAAUCCCCAGCAGAGUACAUUUUUCUUCAGAGUAAAUGCUUUGUUGCCCAAAAAGUUUAGAGCCAUUGAUAAAACUCUGCUAAAAGUGGGACAGGAGUCAAUUUUAUGGCUGAUAAAUAAACUGACUGUUUUUUUUGGGGGGGGUUGUACUUUAAGUACACAAUAUUCAGGGAGUUCUUUUGGUUUGGUUUCUCCUUCGACGAUGGGCAAAAAAAGUUAGGAAACAACUUUUUGCCCAUUUCUGUUCUCGACAAAGUGAAAGUGUGUAAAAAUAAUUUGGGGAUAUUUGCCGUCUACUGCCUGUUUCCAUCCAAUUCUCCUUUUAUCGAUAAAAUGGUGUGCGUGAUGAUGUCAUCCUUUAAAAAAAAACAAAUUGUCGCAUAAGUUUUGGUGUAUCGCAAAAUAAAUCUGCCCUUGAGCCGGUUAUAUACAUCAUUUUGUGUAGAUCACAAAUUGUGUAUACCUUUCGCGUCCCGCGUGUCCUCAAAUCAUGGGAAAAUAGAGAGUAUUGAGAUAAUGAAACAAAAUUGACCAGCUUACUUUCAUUUUAAUUUCACAAAUAAUUGCAGUUGUAUGAAAUAUCAGAGGACGAGGUCAGAAUGGAGCAGCUGCUCGUCUGAUAGUAUGCUGAAGUCCAUGGGCAUAGCCGGAGUGGCUCAUCAGGAGAAUCGGGAGAAUUCCCAGUGGGCCGCUCAUAAAUUUGGCUCAUAAAAUAAGCUUGUGUUACAUUAUUGUGUGACUGAUAAGGAAAGUAAUGAAUUACACUUCAUUUGUAUUUAAAGCAGCGCAUCAGUUACUUAUGCAUAAAAAGUGCCGUUUUCUCACGUUACUUGGCUCAACACGUGUUCUCUCUCUCUCUCUCUCUCUCUCUCUCUCUCUCUCUCUCUCUCUCACAUACACACACACGCAAAUGCGUGUACUCAGGUCGUUACCAUGGAGAUACCAAAAGUAUAUUUCUUACUGUAAUACUUCAUAUUUGUUUGAAUGCAAACAAACAUUUUUUCAUAAUGUUACAUUUGGACUUUUAUAACAGAAAACAAUACUCAGUAUGUCAUUUGUUAUUUAUCUUUAUAUUCUUGUUGAAACACAUCAGUAAUAAAUAUAACGGGAUAGUAAGAACUGAACUGCCACUUCAUUUAUCAGAGUUCUUCCACCCCGAAAAAAAGGGCUGGUCUUGGGCAUUAAACUCCCGAGGUGAAAAUGGGUCCCACUCCGGCCCCGCCCAUGGUGGAGGUAGUGUUGGAGAGCUGCGCCCAUCACAGAUUAGCACCAAUCACUGGUUUUGACCUGAAAGCGGAUUGCUCUCGCCCUGCUCAAGCUGGCAUCCUGCACCGACACUACAGUGUUGCAGUGGGGAAACCUUCGGGGUUAGUAAAACGACUGUCCAUCGAUGUGUAUGUGUGUGUGCACAGCUAAUAAAGAAAAACUAAUGCGGCGUUAUAUCAGGCUGCUAAAUGUAGUGGGAGACCAAAAAAAUUUCAAUGCACUAAAACUUUUUUUUUGAAAAAAAAAAAAAAAAAACCUUGGAUGGAAAUGUGGCUAUAGAUUUCCAGCUAUUUUACAACAGGAGAAAAAUAUUUUGUCCGUAUCUCUUUAUAAUGAUCGAGACAAAUAGUUUAAGUAUGUCUUUUAAAAAAAAAAAAUUGAAUGUAGUAGUGGAUAAAGUGGGAAAGUAGUACUCCUCAGGAAAAAAAAACAGAUUUGGCCCUCUGGGGGAAGGCAUUUAUAGAAUCCUAGAGCAAAGAGUUUCCUUCUGAGAAAAACUCUUAACUAUCCAAAGAAUACUUUACAGAAACAUUUUCUUUUCCUAAAAGUGAAUGGCAGCGAAAAGGCUGUAGAUGUGCUUGUAGAACCACAUGCAUAGUCAUAGCUGUCCUUUAAUGACAGAUUUAACAUAAUUCACUUUGGCCGAAUAGUUUCUUUUUAUAGUUGCUUUCUGAGAGGGAAGAGAGGAAGUUCUUCUUUUGAGACAACAUCAGGAAAUGACCCUGACAGUCCCUGAGCUGAGUUUGAAAAAUCAUGUUUCAGAUCCAGAGUAAUGCCUGGUGGGGAAUUUGCAUUUCUACAUUAUAAAGGAGCAAUAUGCACAUUACAGCAUGGGAAACAAUGAUAAUGAAAGAAUAGUAUAAUAUCCCAGAUAGUUAUUGACAGUGCCAAGAACAGUGCUGUUAUGUUGCUAUUAGGAAUGUGUGUGACAGAUUACUUCACCCCAUCUUCCUGACCCUUUACAGACAGUUUCAGAUCAUUGUAGAUACUUUCAUGACAAUCCUGCAGUAUUAAUACCACUACAACACUACGGUGCAAAUGAAAGGGAAUAGAUUUUUGGCUAAGCUGAUAGACAGAUUAGAUUGUAACAAAGUUUGUGUGUUUAUAAUUCGUGUGUGUGUGUGUGUGUGUGUGUGUGUGUUGCUUUACUGGUCUUGCUUUGCUAGCUGAAAGCAUCUUCUAUUAUAACUGUGGAUUUAUCCUGACAGUGGCAUUUUUUUUUUUUUUUAAAUUCUUGGUAGUGCCUUGGACCACUGAUCAGUUUAAUGGCUCAUAAACUUUAACGUCUUGGACCAGCAUGUGUUAUUUAAGAGGAGGACAUUCUUGAUUUUCAUUUUGCCACAAGUUUAUGUAGUGACAUGUUGUAAAAGAAAUGCACUGCCCUGACUGAAUGUAAAACACUUCUCUUUCCCAAUACUUCCCUUCUCAUGUACACUACUUAAUACACAAGCAUAUGUGCCACAGGCAUUUUAAAUCAAAUAUACUUAUUAUAUAUAUAUGUUUGAGUUGUGUAUUUGCUUAACUUUUGUAUAAACCUUUUUCAUUUCACUCUUUGAUAUUUUGAUGUUUAAUGUCAAAUAAAAGAAUUAAAUCAA